Molecule: messenger RNA, 885 nt
Organism: Sparassis crispa
Lineage: Eukaryota; Fungi; Basidiomycota; Agaricomycetes; Polyporales; Sparassidaceae
Exons: 2
Coding region: 1-885 (294 amino acids)
Biological process (GO): regulation of cyclin-dependent protein serine/threonine kinase activity
Cellular component (GO): cyclin-dependent protein kinase holoenzyme complex; nucleus
Molecular function (GO): protein kinase binding; cyclin-dependent protein serine/threonine kinase regulator activity
Source: RefSeq, a predicted model, not a curated record
AUGGUUGGCAAUUUCACCCUCCACGGCGCAAGCCUCAUCGACACUUCUCUUCACCCCGCUGCUCUCAUGCAGAUGCACGAUAUCCCCGUCACUCGUGUUCUCAUUGAGCACGUAGUCGAGAACGUUAUCAAGACAGUUGACUUCUCGAUGGGACGCGCAUCCACUUCCACCCGCGGCCGUUCUGUCUCCCGGGACUCCCACCACGGCGCGUUCACCACCUUCGUGGCAGACGUCAUCCACAAAGCCGACGUCAAGGUCCCCGUACUCCUCACCACCCUCGUUUACAUCGUGCGCGCGAGGCCACAUAUCCAGAUCCCGGUCGAGACGUGGGCGUGCGAGCGCGUCUUCCUCGGCGCGCUGAUCGCCGCGAACAAGUACCUGAACGACCAGGUGCUGAAGAACGUGCACUGGGCCGCCUGCUCAGGCGUGUUCGGGAUACGGGACAUUGGUCGGAUUGAGCGGGAGUUCCUUGAAGUACUCGACUUUGAGCUCUGGGUGAGCGAAGCAGAACUCGCGCAGCACGUGGAUGCCAUAGCGUUGCCCCAGCGCGCUGGCCCCCCCACGCGCACACGCGCACGCACACCGCUUCCCAACCGCCGCGGGUUCUCGAGCGGCUCGUACGAUUCAAGCGAUCUCGACUCUGAUUCAGACGAGUCGUUCAUGUCUUCUCAAUCUCCGUGCACCCCGCCACGUGCAUCAGAUGCGUCCACACCCUUCAAGCCAUCGCUCCACCACAUUGCCGACGCACACACCGAUGCGACGCAGUCGCACCAGAUGUCCGCGGCGCUCGAGCUGCUCAGGGCGUUCCCCAUCCCCGCUUCAGAUGCCUGGAAUAAUGCACAUUACCACCCAUGCUUUACCGCUGCCACCGCGGUGCUGGUGUGA